This is a messenger RNA of Diabrotica virgifera virgifera (western corn rootworm), 4034 nucleotides long. It is a transcript of the gene rl, whose product is annotated as mitogen-activated protein kinase 1. Bases 179 to 1288 code for a protein of 369 amino acids. The record is from RefSeq and is a predicted model, not a curated record. Gene Ontology annotation, cellular component: cytoplasm; nucleus. The transcript is spliced from 8 exons. Gene Ontology annotation, molecular function: MAP kinase activity; ATP binding. Gene Ontology annotation, biological process: protein phosphorylation; intracellular signal transduction. Lineage: Eukaryota; Metazoa; Arthropoda; Insecta; Coleoptera; Chrysomelidae.
GAAUCGAGUAAUCGAUAAUUUUCUCUUUGAAAUCCCUAAUCCCUCCUCGUUUUUUGAGUUCGUUUAUGAUCGACAUUACGACAUUCCACAAGAAAACAGUUGUGACGAGUGACAGGAAAGUGGUUUGUGUGCGGUUUGUUUCGUUUCUCUAUUUCGUCAAUCUUCUAGUUCGCUGAAAAUGGCGGAAGCUACAGGUGCGGCAAAUGUUAAUCCCAAUGCAGAAAUUGUUCGAGGGCAAAUUUUUGAAGUAGGCCCUCGGUACGCAAAUUUGGCUUACAUCGGAGAAGGAGCCUAUGGAAUGGUUGUGUCCGCCGUGGAUGCAGUAACGAAAACGAAAGUGGCAAUCAAGAAGAUAUCUCCAUUCGAGCAUCAAACUUAUUGCCAGAGGACACUCAGGGAAAUCAAAAUACUCACACGGUUUAAACACGAAAAUAUAAUUGAUAUUAGAGAUAUACUUCGUGCAGCAACAAUAGAUCAAAUGAGGGAUGUAUACAUUGUACAAUGUUUGAUGGAGACUGAUUUAUAUAAACUCCUUAAAACACAGAGACUGAGUAACGAUCACAUAUGUUACUUCCUUUAUCAAAUUCUCAGAGGGCUGAAAUAUAUACAUUCGGCAAAUGUACUUCAUAGAGAUUUAAAACCAAGUAAUCUACUUCUAAAUACUACCUGUGAUCUCAAAAUAUGUGAUUUCGGGCUAGCCAGAGUAGCAGAUCCAGAACAUGAUCACACGGGAUUUUUAACAGAGUAUGUAGCUACAAGGUGGUACAGAGCACCUGAAAUUAUGCUUAAUUCCAAAGGAUAUACAAAAUCAAUUGAUAUAUGGUCGGUGGGAUGUAUUUUAGCGGAAAUGUUAGCAAAUAGACCGAUAUUUCCAGGAAAACAUUAUUUAGAUCAAUUAAACCACAUUCUUGGAGUCCUAGGAUCUCCCUCUCAAGAAGACUUGGACUGUAUUAUUAACGAAAAAGCAAGAAGUUACUUACAGUCUUUACCAUAUAAACCAAAAGUUCCUUGGUCUAAAUUAUAUCCGAAUGCUGAUCCCAAAGCGUUAGAUCUCUUGGAUAAAAUGUUAACUUUUAAUCCUCACAAAAGAAUAGGGGUCGAAGAAGCGUUAGCACAUCCUUAUCUUGAACAGUAUUAUGAUCCAGCAGAUGAGCCUGUAGCAGAGACUCCCUUCAGGUUCGAUACAGAAUUGGACGAUUUACCGAAAGAUCACCUGAAAAGAUUAAUAUUCGAAGAAACGCUUCUCUUUAAACAAUGUCAAAUAUCGGACCCGAGCAAUAGGUCAUAGUCAUUUGAGAUACAUGUAUAAAAUUAUUUUCUAUUUAUAUAAUUUUUGUUAUUGUAUACGUGAAUUUAUGCAAUGGACAAAAGUGUAGAGAAAAUUGUUGAGUGAGAAGAUAGAGAUAUGUAAUAGUCAAAGAUCCGAAUCUAGGUUGACCUUCACCCAUGUGUUUACCGGAUGAAACAAUUUUUUUAUUAAAGGACACCGCACACAUCUUAUGUAAAGUAUAAUGUCGCUCAAAUGAAAUGAAGUAAAAUUUACAUAAACAGAUUCGUCUCGAAAUAAUAGUAAUUUCAUAUCAUUGCGCCAACUCUGAAUCGUGCUUAAUUAGGGCGUAAAUUGAUAUAAAUAAAUCUAAAAUCAAAUGGGAGUGUACGUGAUUAUAAGUGAGAGAAAAGAUCUUGUAAAUCGAAAGUUCGUAAAUCUUUCUUCAAGAGGCUGAAUCUUAUCGAUAAUAAUAGUACUUACGUAUAAUUUGGUACCUAUGUAUGGUACCUAUGUAUGUUUGGUAACAAAGUACAUGGUAGUCAGUAAGCGCGAAAUAUUAAAUACACAGCUUUUGGUUAACCAACAAUUAAUUGACAGAGUCGACAGCUACACAUACCUUGGUACCAACAUAAACAGUCAGUGGGACCACUCAAGUGAAAUAAAACAACGCAUAGGAAAAGCGAGAUCAGCGUUCAUAAUGAUGAAGUCUCUUUUCAGAAGCCACGAUUUACCUCUUGCUACCAAAAUCUCUAUCAUCAGAUGCUAUGUAUUUUCUACGUUAUUAUACGGAGUAGAGGCCUGGACACUUUCCGAGGCUUCUUUGAGAAAACUUGAGGCAUUCGAGAUGUGGUGUUACAGGCGCAUUUCGAGAAUUUCGUGGGUGGAUCGUGUGACUAAUGUUGAGGUUCUACGUAGAAUAGGCAAGGAAUGUGAGAUUAUUAACAUAAUCAAAGAGCGCAAACUAGAAUAUCUUGGCCAUGUUAUGAGGAAUGAACAGAGAUAUGGCUUGUUGCAACUCAUUCUUCAAGGCAAGGUAUUUGGAAAGAGAGGACCAGGGAGAAGAAGAAUAUCUUGGCUUCAAAACCUGAGAAAGUGCUUUAAUACAUCGACAACCGGACUAUUCAGAAUAGCAGCACGCAAAGUUAGGAUAGCCAUGCUGAUCGCCAACAUCCGGAACGGAUAGGCACCUUAAGAAGAAGAUAAUUUGGCCAGUCGCACAAAAGUAUAUUGUUAGUCUAAUCGGCUUAGGAAUAUUUAUGAAUGACAGUUUUAUGAACUUCAAAAAUGUGAUUUCGAUUAACUUUAAUUACAAUUUACGCCCUUGUUAAUUAAAAUUCAGAGUUGGCGCAAUAAUACAAAAUCACUGUAAUUUUGGGACGAAUGUUAAUGUAAAUUUUAUUGUAUUUGAGUGACAUUGACAAAUAUGACUUGCAUGGGUUGCCUAUCAAAAUCUUGUCAUAGCUAUUCUUAAGGGGGGUCGGCGUAGGUUUAAAAUCAAAAUUUUUAGCACAUUUUUGUGAAUUUUUUAAGUACGGUAGAAUUAUUUUAUUUUUUUUUGUUUAUAUUGAAUAAGCAUAUUCUGUACAUUUCAUAGAAUAUUAAAAAAAAUUUAAGGAAAAAUAUUGAAAAAUAAGCCAACGGUGGCAAAUUUUUAAAGACGUCUCAAAAAACAGUGGAUUUUGCGGUGGAGAUCAGAACUUAUCAUUGGAUCAUGUUAAAUAAAAAUUCAAAAAGAUUUUAUUAGCUUAUGAGUUUUUAGCUUAGCUUAUUUUUUACUUUUUGGUAUAAAGUCAAAACAACGAAUUUUUUGCAAAAAAAGGGUAAAAAGCAACAUAUUAUUUAUUGUUGUUAAACAAAAAAUAAGCACAAAACAAAAAAUAUCUCGGCGUUAUUUCACGAAAGGUCAAAAGAAAAUAUAUACAUAUACUAAAUUGCAGCUGUAUCGGUGAAGUAGUUUUGGAGUUACAAUGUCUACCGCCUUUGAAAAAAGCAGUUUUGAGAAAACUCCGUUUAUCCGUAUUGUCAACUUUUAUUUUCAAUUUCUUUUCUGUCUAUCAAAUCGUGAUGCACACCGGAAAAUGUUUUUGAAUCGCGGAGUAAUUUUAAAAAGAGAAUGGGAAUCUCGAAAAACUCAUAAGCUAAAUUUUUUGUUUAACAUGAUCCAAUCACCAGUUCUGAUUUCCACCACAAAAUCCAUUGUUUUUUGGGGUGUCCUUGAAAAUGUAUCACUGUUGGCUUGUUUUUCUAUAUUUUUCCUUGAAUUUUUUUUAAUAUUCUAUGAAUUGUACCGAAUAUGCUUAUUUACUUAAAAAAAUAAAAUAACUUAAAAAUACUUUUAAAAAAAUUCAGAAAAAUGUGCUUGAAAUGUUGAUUUCAAACCCUAUGCCCCCCUUAAGGAUCUUUGACAAGAUUUUGAUAGGCAACCAAUGCAAAUAAUAUUUGUCUAUGUAUGAAAUUCAAUAAAAAAAUGUUUCAUUCGGAAAGCAGAUGGAUGAAGGUCGACCUAGAUUUGGAUCCCGUACUAUAAGUUUAAAACUUUACUGUGAAUAGGUUAGACCUAUUAUAAUAUUAUUAUUGUUUUAAGAAAGCUUUUUUUAAGGACUACAGAGCAGAUUAUUGUUUGUGUUUUAAAAUAAAACACGUUAGGUUUAUUAUCCAAAUUCACUGCAACUAUUUAGGGUUUGACUACGUUUCUAGCUUGAAAAGUGUUCAUCCAAUGUGGUUGUUGUGGAUUUAGGUAACAAAUUUGUAAAUAUUUCGAAAA